AUGAUUCAAGAAUGUGGAGACUACAAGCCACUAGAUCCUGCUGAUAUCCUCGAGAGGCUAAAUACUCAUGAGUUCCAACUAGCUGAGAAGAGAGACCUCUACGGGACAAGCUAUGGAAGAUCACGCGCUCUGAAGGCCAAGGCAGUUUCCGAAUCUCAAGGAAAAUAUUCUGAUAGCAGCCUUGGUGAUCCUGAAGAACUAAGCGAGGAUCUAGCAAUGCUCAUGAGGAAAUUCGAGAAGUUCUUAAGACGUGGCCGCUUUGGAAAAUCUUCAAAAUGUUUUCACAUGAGAUCAGAUUCCUCAUCCCGUGAUUACAAGAAGAGGACCUGCCACAAAUGCAAGAAACCUGGCCACUACAUUACUGAUUGUCCUUAGUGGGCGAAGUAAUCAAAGAAGAAGAAGAAGUACAAGGAUGAUAGUUCCGAUGACUCAAAGAAGAAGAAGAAAUCUUCAAAGUCCUCAUUGUCAAAAUCUUCAAAGUCUUCAUGUCACACGAAGAGCAGUUCCAAAAAGGCUCGGGCAUUCAUUGGCAAGGAAAUGGACUCUGAAGCUGAAUCUGAGGAAAAUGAGGAAGAGGAGGAAUCUGAGGAGUCAGACUUUGGUGUGGCGAGCCUAGCCAUCGCUACUGGUUUCGUCAGCAAGUCCAUCUUCAACACUGAUGAAAAUGACUUCCCCAGCACUGCUGACGACAGCGACGAUGACUACACUCCCACCUAUUGCUUCAUGGCAAAAGGUGCUAAGAUACUCAAAUAUCCCUCCUCUGAAUCAAGUGAGGAUGAAUCUGAUGAAAAUCUCAAACCUAGCUAUUCCAAACAUGCUAAUAUUGUUGUCAAACAACAAAAGACUUUUGUAAAGGUUCAAAAUAUGCUAGACAAAAGUGAUGACCUGUUGGGUGAGGAAAUGGAUCGAACUCAAACUCUGACAGAUAAAGGUUCAACUGUCUCUGUGGUCACAAAUUCCUCAUCUAAGGGUACCACAAGUAUCACUGAGAAUGCAGGGUUGAAGGAAUUACCUAGCACCGCUGCUACUCUCCUCAUCGUCGGCGAGGAAGAGCUACACUGCCUCGACCUUGUCGCCGUCGUACUCACGCCGGCCGCGGAAAUCUUCACUCCGCCGCUGUCGUAG
This is a messenger RNA of Triticum urartu, 1125 nucleotides long. RefSeq lists its product as uncharacterized. Gene Ontology annotation, molecular function: zinc ion binding; nucleic acid binding. NCBI's taxonomy places the organism in Eukaryota, Viridiplantae, Streptophyta, Magnoliopsida, Poales, Poaceae. The record is from RefSeq and is a predicted model, not a curated record.